Molecule: messenger RNA, 3544 nt
Organism: Caenorhabditis auriculariae
Lineage: Eukaryota; Metazoa; Nematoda; Chromadorea; Rhabditida; Rhabditidae
Source: the annotation of a GenBank genome assembly
AUGCAGUUUGAAGUUUUUAUAACAAAAAUAAUCUGAAUUAAAUUAUUUUUCUAGUUUUUUUGAUGGGUUUUCCAACCUUAUUAAUCUAUUCGCCACACACAGUUUUUUUUUUAAUUUCUGCCUUCUAUCUAUCAAUUAUUAUCUAUUUAUAGAUGCUUAUGCGUUGGAGGUAGUUUACCUAUAUAAUAUUUUUUUUUAUAUUGCGUAAUAACGAGUUUUUUUUCCCUUUCAAGAUCGUCCUAAAUAUUUUUGAGCGUAAUUGGGUCAUUUUCGAAGCCCGGCCCUCGACUGACACACAAUCCUGGUCCGGAGCACGUCCGUUUCGCGUUGUCCGAGACAAUAGGAUAAAAAAAAUUAAUCAAAGAGGUGUUAAAAAGAGCGCCCCAAUGACAAAUCACUUGUGAAUUCACGUGAAACAAGUUGUACACCGAAGGCUCAAAAUCACAACAAAACACGUCUGGUUUUUUCGAAUCUAGACUUUGCAGCGACUUUGCCGGUCACUGGCUCGAACAAUUGCCGGCCUACAGUUAUUCGAUAGCCUGCACGAAUUCUUCCUGUUUUCCCUACUUGUCUACGUACUGCAAAACUGGCGUCUCAGUCCAUUGCACAGCGAAAUGUUCAGAAAUCCGUUUUUGAUUUUUGAAAGUAACAAGGAAAAUUUUUAGUAUGCACCGAAGGGAGUUUUGUCGUUGGCAAAAAGUGUGUUUGGUUAUCGGCAGAGCCAAUGGACGGUUAUGCUACAGCGCAGGUAGAUAAACUUCCCUUUCCAAUAGUUUUGAAUUUACAAGUUUGAAAAAAGUUGAAUAUUAUCUUCUAUUUUCGAGUCUUUAUUAAAUCCUUUCUAGAGUUUCUGCAGCCCCUUCGACGUCGUUUCCCUGCCCCGGGCAGCAGAUUUGACACGUCUUUCGCAGAUUUUCACGAAGCGAUACGGUUUUUUCUCUUUUCUCGUGUCCAAUCAUUGACUCAUAACAAAAGUGCCCAUGUAUUUGACCGCGCGACAAAGUUUGCUCAGCCGAUUUUCAACACAAAAAAGAAAGAAAAAGAGAAAGAGCAAAAAAGAAAAAAAAAAAGGAUUUAGUGAAAGUGGAACUGAGCGAUUGAGCAAACGGCACCGUGCCCAGUACUCAAUGUUUGAUUGGCACUUUUGAGAAGUUUAGAAGUUGCUCAGAAUCAAAUGGUAGUGUUGUGGGAGAGUAUCAGUGGUUUUCAAAUUGAAGGAAAGUAAUGAAUGAGAAAAAAAGUAUUUCAACUUCUCAAAAAAUUGGACUUCACCGGUUAACUGUCUUUCAAUCCGCUAAAUUUUUCAAUGUAUAGAUGACGUCAUUUCAGGAGAAUCCAGCACAUUUCUGACCUCGGCUUUUCGACGUGCUUCGACUUGGCAAUGGGAAAGCGGUGAUGAAAUCCAGGUUUCUAGAUUCGCAAUAGAGCGCAAUAGUUUCAAAUUCUCGAGGCUAUUUUUUUUAUGAUCUUCUACGCUAUUUCGUAUAAGGGCAAUAGACUUACUAAUUAAAUUUUACCAGAUCUUUAUUUGUGAAGUAAAUGACUUUGCAUUCAUCUAUGUAGCGCAUAAGAGACAUUUACAAGGUGUCGUUGUGUUUUCAAAGCUUUUCCACAUUUUCAAAAAUCGAGCUAUCUCGAAAGAAGACAAAAAAAAAUCCUAUUUCUGCUUAUCGGUUGAGCGCACAAGGUAGGCUUUCUGAAAGACCUCAUUUCUUGUUUUGAGAGCCAAAUCACCGGCGACGGCCGCUGUUUGGGCGUUCGCAACGGCACCUUUGUCGCCGUAGACUGCGACGGCGAGGCUUACGUCGCCUGCGAAUCUGGCAGAGAAUGCGUCGCUCGCGACGUCUACAACGGCAGAGCACAAGUCACUACGAGAGGUCUCUCAAAAAAGUAUUUGAAAAAAAUAUUUUUUUUUAGGAACCAUGUGUUUAAAGUGGAGUGAAGGGACUUUGAACGACUCUUCGAUGACGUUGGAAUCGCCACAGGAACAUAACUUCUGUCGCGUCGUACCUGGUUUCUCGAAAACGUGAGGAAUUCCAAACUGAAGUCUCUGGCAAAAAAAAGAAGAAUUAUUUCCACAUCAAAAGUAACGUUUCUUUAUAAUCAUUCGAGGUUCUAAAAGCCAGGAGUUAGCCAUCCGCAAUUUUCUAGGCAAGUCCAAGAAUUUUUGCCAAUUUUUAUUAUUUUUUCAAUGAUUUUUCUCAAAGUAUAGUAGGCUUUAAUAUCAUCCCUUCAGAAACGACACUUCCAUUGCGGCCUGUCUAGUGACACCCACCAAACUAGAUGCCUGCGAUAUUCCACUGUGUGCCGACAGUUUCAACGACCCGCAGCUCACUACCAAUGGUUCAUAGUUUUCUUUCUUAGUAGCAAAAGUUCUUAAUAGUUUUUCCUCGUCUCUCAGGAAUUUUUCGGAAAUCAUAGCAUUAAAAUAACUCCCUUUUAUAGAAAUCGAAAUGUGCUCGGAGGGCUUCUUCGACUGCGACGACGGCAGCAAGUGUGUUUCUGAGAAGUUCCGCUGCGACUACGAGGUCGACUGUCUCGACGGCUCCGAUGAACUUAACUGCGGUUUUUAUCAAAACCAACUUCCUUAUGAAAGUGAACUAUUCAGAAGACUAUCUGGAGUCCUUCGAGCUUUUCGGUCCGUACAAACUCGUUGAUCGGGUCACCGAAGUGUGGACAUUCAUUCCUCAAGUCCAGGGGGUUCGGACGGGGAAUUCUUCUGAAUGUUUAAGAAAGGGUUUCAGUGUGCUAGGAGAUGUCGAGAGAGUCUUCUGAUCUGCGAGGCUUUCUCCUACGAGCCGAGGACUCAGGUAUAAUCUUACAAAAAAUCGCCAAAGAGGGAAAAAUUUGAAAAUAUCAUGUGUAGAUAAGCCGUUUUGACUUGACCAAUAGUAAAAGACAAUUUUCUUGAAAGCUGUUUUCUCGCGAAAUGCCAUUCAAAAACGUUCAAUCUCUUCCAGACCUGCCUUCUCACCGACACCACACAGUCCUACAGUAGUCUCGCUCCGAAAUCUUCUUCUCUGUUCUACCGUAAACGCUUCUCAUCAAGUUCGACUUCAGAUGGAGCAGAAUAUAUGAGAUGAUUCAGAAGACGUCACUUUCGAGCUGGAAGACGACGUUCUGAUGGCAACCAAAGCGUCGAUUCGAGCGGCUGUUUGCAACGAGAAUUUCUCUACGGACAAGGCGACGUCCAUAUGUCGGAUCCUCUCUUUCGGGUUCGUUUAGAUUUGAAUUAUAGCUAUGAAAUCUCUUAUGAAUCUUCAUUUUCUCGCACGAAAAUUAAUAAAAUUACUUUAAUCGCAUAAUGCAACGAUAUCAAAUGUUUUAUCCUUGAUAUUAGUCCAAACCGUUUGUGGUAGAUGGAAAUCAUGUUAUGAGUCUUGCAAAUUUGCCAUCCAUACUCAUUAUGUGAAGUUAUUCUCUUCCGAAUUCUUCCGAGCGAACUUUGUUACUAAAUUUUUCAAUCUACGACAGCUAUACAUGAAAUAAAAUCAUAAUGAAAGAUGCUUCAAAAUAAAAGUUUAGUAAGUACGGUCUGGCUUAA